This is a messenger RNA of Drosophila serrata, 1404 nucleotides long. It is a transcript of the gene EndoGI, whose product is annotated as Endonuclease G inhibitor. Lineage: Eukaryota; Metazoa; Arthropoda; Insecta; Diptera; Drosophilidae. The record is from RefSeq and is a predicted model, not a curated record.
AAGUCCUCCGCCAUAAAUAGCUAAGUUGGCAACACUGAUGUUUAUACCUAGACGUUUUUAUUAUAUAUUUUCCAACAACAAUCUAAAAAUCGGCAAUAGCGAUAUAAAAAAUUCCUAUUGAACUUAAAGGGCAUGUCCAAGCGUAAGGCUGAAGAUACAAAAGGUGAAACAAUGGCGGCAACGGCAGAGAAGCUGACACAGAAUGACUAUACAAUUGGCUUGGAGGAUCCGGUGAAAGACUACCAGAAACUAAUCGAGACGAGGGUUCAGGUGGACGAGAUCGUCGACGAUGAGAUCACCAAGGAGAAUUUCAAUCGGACGGCUGCAGCUGCGCGUGAGGUCAUCUGGCGGCUGCUAUUCGAUGCAGACAAAACGGUUGGUGAGGAUGAGUCACGCCAGCAGAAGGCGAAGCAGCUGCUGGAGGAGUAUAGAGGCGACGCUAGCUUCUACGACCCGAUUCCCUACAACUCGUGGAUCGUCAAGGUGCGCGACGAGCUCCUCAAGACGGAGAUGCUGGAUUUCUGGCGCGAAACCAUCGUGAAGCAGCAGCUGGGCCCUUGCUGGUCGCGUGACUGUGACCUGUUCGACAGUGACGACACACCACCGCUGGAGUUCUAUGCACAUGCCGGAUGCACGGCUCCCUUUGCCGCCAGCCUCAAGGUGCGGGCCGCCUUCGAGCAUCAGGCCUCGUUGGAUCAGAGCGAGCAGGCAGCGGCGCAGCCCAGUACUCCCGGCGAGCUGAGUGCCGACGAUGCCGCUGCUCUUUCCGGCGAGUUUGAGGCCGUGCUCACCAAGGAGAACCCUCUAGAGGAAUACCGCACUUUGAUGAAGCGCUUCGUGUUGACCAAAAUCAUUGUGCCCGACGAUGUUCAUCAGGCGAGUGUGAAGAAAGUUGCCGCCGCCGCAAGGGAAAUCAUUUGGAAGUUGCUAUUUGAUGGCGUGCCAUCGCAGGAGGACCAGGACAAGGCAGCGGAUCUGCUGCAGGAGUACAAGGGUGACGCUGGCUUCUAUGGGCCCAUUGACUACAAUGAGUGGAUUGUUAAGCUGCGGGACGAGGUGCUCACGCGCGAUCUGCUCGACUUCUGGCGCGAGAAAAUGGUUAAGUUGGAGUUGGGUCCGAGCUGUGCUCGCGAUUCAGACUACUAUACCAAUGAGGAUCCGCUGCCCCUUGAGUUCUACGAUAAGGCCGGCUGCAAGGCGCCCUUUGAAGCCAACGCCGAGGACUAGGCUUCGAUCCCGAGAGCUCUGCUUUUAAGAUUUUUAAAAGACGAAUUUUUGUCUUUAAUAAUUUUACAACUAAUCCGAUAAGGCAACUGUAUUAAUUGUUAAUCGGUCGUACUCUGAGCCAAGCUCAAGAAGCACGUUGUUUCAUAAAAAUAAUAUUAAAUUGUUAAGAUCCAACAA